Strongylocentrotus purpuratus (purple sea urchin) is the source of this 2176-nucleotide messenger RNA. It is a transcript of the gene HDAC1, whose product is annotated as histone deacetylase. The record is from RefSeq and is marked provisional. Gene Ontology annotation, molecular function: histone deacetylase activity. Lineage: Eukaryota; Metazoa; Echinodermata; Echinoidea; Camarodonta; Strongylocentrotidae.
ACCGGCAUGGCGUCUACGGGUACAAAGAAAAGGGUCUGCUAUUAUUAUGAUGGUGAUGUUGGGAACUAUUACUAUGGGCAAGGGCAUCCCAUGAAACCACAUAGAAUACGCAUGACUCACAACCUCAUCCUUAACUAUGGACUCUACAGAAAGAUGGAAAUCUAUAGACCUCAUAAGGCUGUGAUGGAGGAGAUGACAAAAUAUCACAGCGAUGACUACGUCAAGUUCCUGAGGACCAUCAGACCUGAUAACAUGUCAGAAUACACCAAACAGAUGCAAAGAUUCAACGUAGGUGAAGAUUGUCCGGUGUUUGACGGUCUCUAUGAGUUCUGUCAGCUGUCAUCGGGUGGCUCUGUAGCUGGAGCGGUUAAACUCAACAAGCAACAGACAGAUAUAGCAAUCAACUGGGCUGGAGGGCUUCAUCAUGCUAAGAAAUCAGAGGCCUCAGGGUUCUGCUAUGUGAAUGACAUUGUCCUGGCUAUCCUGGAAUUACUCAAAUACCAUCAGAGAGUUUUGUACAUAGACAUUGAUAUACACCAUGGUGACGGAGUGGAAGAAGCCUUCUAUACUACAGACCGGGUUAUGACUGUAUCCUUUCACAAGUAUGGUGAAUACUUCCCUGGUACAGGAGAUCUCAGGGAUAUUGGUGCAGGCAAAGGGAAGUACUACGCAGUCAACUUUCCUCUGAGAGACGGCAUUGAUGAUGAAUCCUAUGACAAGAUCUUCAAACCUAUCAUGUGUAAAGUAAUGGAGAUGUAUCAACCCAGUGCUAUCUGUCUUCAGUGUGGAGCGGAUUCAUUAUCAGGAGACAGGCUUGGAUGCUUCAAUCUUACACUCAAAGGUCAUGCUAAAUGUGUGGAGUUCAUGAAGCAGUAUAACCUGCCCCUACUGCUAAUGGGUGGAGGUGGUUACACGAUACGGAAUGUGGCAAGAUGCUGGACCUACGAGACAUCCACAGCCUUGGGAGUAGAGAUCGCUAAUGAGUUGCCAUACAAUGAUUACUUUGAAUACUUUGGACCUGACUUCAAGCUUCACAUUAGUCCAUCUAACAUGACCAAUCAGAACACAGGAGAAUACCUCGACAAAAUCAAGACUCGUCUGUAUGAGAACAUGCGGAUGAUCCCCCACGCCCCGGGCGUCCAGAUGCAACCCAUCCCAGAGGAUGCCAUCCCGGAUGAUAGCGACGCCGAAGACGAGGCGGAGAACCCUGACAAACGCAUCUCCAUCAUGGCUCAGGACAAGCGCAUCCAACGUGAUGAUGAGUUCUCGGAUAGCGAGGAUGAGGGCGAGACGAGGCUUCCGGGCGAGGGCGGUAGACGUGAUCAUAGAUCGCACAAAGCCAAGAGAUCCAAGAUUGAUGACAGCCCAGGCAAAGAGGCGGAUAAAGAAGCAAAGUCAAGUGAUGCGUCAAAGGAAGCCAAACCUGCUGCUGAGCCACAAGCCGUUCCCAUGGAUACAACUCCUGCACCUCCACCUAAAAAGAGUGAAGACAAACCAGAAGCCAGCAAACCAACAGAGGUAAAGGCAAAGCCAGCUGAGAAAGAACCAGGUGAAGGUGAAGCUUCUCCAGCCGACCUUGUUGUACCUGUCCCCAAAGUGAGUGCCCCAAGUGAGGGUGCCACUCUGCCGGCAGUCACCAUCCCCCCAUCAUCAGGAACCAGCCAGCCCCCUGCAGACCCCCCUGUCUCUGCUCCUACCCCUACCCCUGCCUCCGCUCCAGCUGAGAAGCAAGAUUGAUGAUGACAACCAUCCCAGGAUAAUAAACUUGAGAGAAACCCCACCUAUCUUGUGUGAUAUGUUUGGACUAGAAUCCCCCUCAUUCUUCAAAUCUUGAAUUUUGAAGAUAGUAUGUCGUGAAUAAUGCCAAGUCCAAGAAGAACUGUACAAACCCAUGCCAUCUUGCGUGAAGUAAGAUCAUUCAAAGUAAACAAUGCAAUCCCUCUGAUCUCCUUGAUCUCCCUGACAUAGCUUUGAAGGUGUGCUUCAAUGUGCUCUAGAAGUCAUGUUAUUAGUACAACCCAUCUGAACUUUCCUGUAGUAAAAGUUGUUCAGGUAGUAAAGCUUGUUCAGAAAUAAAGUUGUAAACCUCUGCAUAUUUUAGGUUUUUUGUAACAAAGGUGUUUCACUGAGAAAUGUGUAGUGUAUUUACACUUACAUCAUGAUAUUUAAAAAAAAA